AUGUCUGGGUCUGAGGCGGGGCCCCCCUACGAGCGCUUGUCGCCCUACGGAUGGCUACAAACGCUGGGUGGCCACAGACUAUCUACAUUUGAGGAGUUUGUAUUUUUUUGUAACUCCCAAUGCAAAGCGCCGUACAAGCUUUCCGCUUUGGCGAAGCACACUAUCCGCUACGUCUCCGAGGACGUUGGCCGCUCCACACACCAAAUAACGAUUUCCGGGACAUUGCUAUGCAGCGCCUUAAAGCACACAAUUAUACCCGGGACGCUUCGCGAUGACGAGCUGGCCAGCAUAGGAGAGGACAUUUCAAGAGAGGUAAACAAGCACGUCGAUGCGGAGGCCCAGCCCGGCAUUGACGUGCUGAUGGCCGAGUCCAGGCGUCUGCUGUCUAGCUUAAGGUGCGAAAAAUCCGAAGAAUCCACGAACCUUAGUUUCAAUUCGUUAGAGCUCCCCAUGGAUGACUACGACUAUUUUCAGGAAUUGGAAAGCGUUAUCGACCCAGGUCCACUCCCAACGCAAAUUUAUACGCCCCCUCAUCACUGCAUAUACACCCCCGGAAACGAGUUUUACCCUCUGGUCCGCUCGCUCUCCCGCUCUCUUGACCCAGACCGGGUCUCCAGCCUCGCUUUUCACCUAUUCGCGCUUAACGACUCGGACACCCUAAUAAGGUACGACCGCAAGCCUUCCGCCCACGCGAACUUAUCGCCGCAUGAGCCUGGCUAUCUACUGCGGGACAUAUUGCUGGAAGGCUUUGGCCGGACAAUCCGCCCAGACACCGCCUCCCGGCUGCUUAACGUCUACCUCUGCCUGACGUACAUGACGAACGACUACGCCCACGGACUAGAGGCACUGAUACGCCUACAAGAGCUCCAAGAACUCCAAGAACUGUCGGCCCCGGAGAUAGAAGAAGGCGAGUUCGAGGAUUUCUUAACCUAUAGCACGCUGCUGAGCAUGGAGCUGCCCGUUGCAGUGUCCAUCGACGACGGACAUAGGCUUGUGGCCAGGCUGCCUCCGCUAGGUGCCCACCUGUACCGCGUAGCAUUCAAAAAUAUCCUCUUCACAAGCGAUAACGGCAGCUCCAAUGCAAUUGCAUUCUGGACAGAUGCCUCAUUUCUUUCGCGCCCGCUCGUUACGCUAUCAAUCGGCCCCUUAACGCUCGCGUUCCUGCCGCUACAGGUGCGCGUGCUAAAUGACCGAUCGGAAGGCGGAACCUUUCUGGUUGAAAUGCCCCAUGGCGAGCGCUUCGACCUGGAAAUUUUUGCCGAUUGCCCCGCAGGCGAGGGCACUGCACUCUUUGAAAAAUAUCGGCGCGUGCGCGUAUUCCUCAACGGCGUAGAAAUACUUUCGCGGGAGCUAUGCGCCGCAACCAAUCUUAUAGAGCUCGCAAUUUCACAGGCAGGGGGUGCGGAUCGGCUCCACCCCCUCAGCUGGACCCUCGCCGACCUGUCCCGCUGGCGCCAGGUGCUGUCCCAGUCCGGCGGCCCGCCCCCGAUAAAGGGGCUAGCCGGCCUGGUAGAGGCCUACCUCGUGGGCCUGCACCGGCUCUCCUACCACUACGGCGUGCUUCGAGGCGCUCCCGCCUCCCUCCCAAAGAUCCUAGCCAGCAUAGCCAAGCUGCUGGCGACGGACCCGCGCCUGGGCCACUCGCUGGGGAUGCUCGGGCACGACCCCGAGCUGCGCUUCAACAGCCGGACCUCCGCCGCCCUGCUGGCCCUGCUAAACCGAGCGGCCGAAGCCCCGAGCGGCGAUGCCCCGGUGCUCUCCCUGCUGCAUGCGCUGAGCGAGUCCCAGCUCUACGAGCUGCUGGCCCAGGCCCCCGCCCAGGGCGUGGCCGACCUGCUCUACGCGCUCUGCAGGCACGGGGGGCGCGUGGACGGCCUGCAGCGCGUGAUCAAAUUCGCCACGCCCAAGCUAAUCGCCACGCCCAAGCUCAAACUGCCCUCCGCGCCCUACCAGUUCGGCGCCAGCUGCUGGUACGACCUCUUCCAACGCGUCACAGACUGCGCCGCUACAGCCGGCCCCUUUUACGCCUCCCUCGUAAAACACGCCGUGCUACACAUAACCGCCGCGCUCGCCGGGCCCGCGGAGCACCGCGACGAAGCGUGCGCGGACGAGCUCUUCGAGGCCGUCUCGCAGCUGGUCGCGAAGACGCUCGACCUUUCCGUCCGACUCUCCGGAGGCCCGCCCGACUGCGUAGUGAAAGACCUGGGGUUGACACUCUGCACCUUCUACCUGCUGGUGGUCCCUGCGGCCCGCGGCGGCUCCGGCUCCGCCGGGGGCGACUCCCGGCUCGAACCGCCUCACGAAACGCAGCUCGUAAGGGCGCUCCUGAGCGUGUGGAACAAGCUCGUGGCAUGCGCCACGCACAGCAGCUCCCCGCUCUCGGGGCUCUGCGUACAACUCACACUGCACCUGUGCGACCACAUCCGCUCGCUCAGCUUCCACCCCGAGGUGCCCUGCAGGCUCCUCUGCGGCGCCAACUUCGUCCCCGAACUGGCCGCGGACUGCCCCGACGCCGACCUACACUUCAUGCCGCUAUUCCUGCUGGCGCUCAAAUGCAUCCGCCUCGUCUUCCCGCCCCCUGUAGUGGCCCAGCAGGACCCGCGCCUCCAGCACCACAUGCUGGUGACGCAGGUGAUCCCGCCCCCCCCCUUCCCGCAGGCACCCCAGGGGGCAGGGGGGCCGGCGCCCCCCGUGGCGCCCGCCGUCGGUCCCUUUCGCCGGGAGAUUGAAGAAGCUUCCGAUCAGCUGGCGUCCGCGGUGGGGGCCUUUGCUUACAGCCCCGAGCUCCGGCAGGUCCUGCAGCGCUACGGCAUGCGCCUGCUCGCAAAGGUGCAGGAGGUCAAGUCGCGCGCGGGCUCGGAGCCGCCCUUCAGGCUGGCGCUACCAGGACAAGUCGUCGAGUUCGGCAGCCUUUCAGAGCUGGAGCGCUAUUUCUUCGAUCAGAUCGGGCGCAGGUGCCGCCUGGCCUCCGCGCUACUAGCGGGCCAAACGGGCCAGGGCACGGGCAGCUCGCCCGUCCGCAAGAGAUUUUACCGCUGUUGGAGGUCCAACAGCCUGCCCUGUCUGUUGGAGCCAGCCUUCCCGGGCGGGCCCGGCGCGGAGGCCGCGGAGGCGUCCCCUCCCCCGGCCGCGGGGCCGGCUUAUGCCGCGACGGCCGGGGACCUGACGGAACUGCUGGACCUGUUGGUCUGCGGGCCCAGAAGUGAGGACAUCUUGCGGUCUGUCUACGCUCAGCAGCUGCGGUCGCUGCUGCUCUAUCUGGCCAUCCGCUCGAUGCUGGCCCUGGAGGCCUGCGACGCGGGCGCGGCCAGCGCCGCGACCCUGUUCAGGGCUGUCGCGGCCAGCGCCGUCCAAGCCAUCAACUCGGGCUGCACGCGGGGGCUGCAGCCGCUUUCGGCCGAGCUUACCGAGUCCCUGGGCCUGUGCGUUUCCAGGCUAUUUGCGCGCCUGUCUGCUUCGCCCGGGACCGCCGCCUCGCCGCCUGUUGUCCUGUUUUCUGCACUGCUUCUGGGUCCGUUUAAGGACGCGCGGAUGACCGCGCCGCUCAUAAAGCAGUUUUUUGUCGACGCGCCAUCCGCGGCCUGCGCGUUUCCCUUGCUCUGGAUUUUCCUGGUCGGGCGUGCCUCCCCAGGGGACCCGGCGGAGUGUCCCCACUUUGACGUCCAGAAGGCCAUGAUUUUGGGGGCGCUCCAGUACGUGAAGGCGCACGCGGCGAGCGAGGCGGCGCAGGUAGAGCAACAGGCAGCGCAGCUGCUGGGUGUUUCCCCCCAGCGCGACGGGUUUUCUACGCUCGAGUUUUCCCUGGCACUGAUGGAGGAGCUGCGGCGGAUUUUCGAGCGGGUAGGCAGCCUGGCGCUGGUUCGCUACCUGUUUGAGGCCAUUCUGGCGACCUUCGCGAUAGGCCCGCGGCACACGCGCGCGGUCUCUGCGAAGUUGGGCACGCCUCUUUCGCAGCUGCUGGACGCGGCCAUCCGCCGCCUGCACUUUUUGGAGCCGCAUCCCCUGGAACCGGCCUUCCCGGGCGAGGUCGGGGAAUGCGUCCGCACGCCGGCGCGCGGGCGCGGAGCCCCGGCCCCCGGGGCCGAGUCGCCCAGCCCCUGCGCCGGCAGCGUGGACCGCGUGCAGGGUGAGUACCUCUUCAACUGGUUGCCGGCGCUGGGCGCCAUACCCGACGAGCUGUUGUACUGCGGGCUUCGCGGGGAAAGGCGGUGCGUAUUUGGCGCCUCUGCAUCCGGCGGGGGCUUUUGCAUGGCGAUGCCCCAUCGCUUUCACCUGGAGGAGCGCUGCGCGGCGGCCAAUUUGGUGUGCAACAAGUACUUUUUGUCCCAGGGCCCGUCUGCCCGCUUUUACCCCCUUCUGGCGGGCCCUGCGGUCUGCGUGGCAGUUUCUGGGGGGUUGGGGGGCAUUGUCAUUUUCCCCAUUCCGUCGGGUUUUGAAUACCCCACAUUUCAGCAAAAUUUCGAGGGCGUCCAGACAUCCACGGCGGCCUUUACCAUUUGCACGGAGGGUCACUUUGGCGUCACCGUGGCGCCCGCGGACGUGGUGCUGUCCAAUGUCUCCGAGCUCUUCAACCGUAACGACGCGGUGGCCUUUGUGUCCGGCGGCGCCGAGGACGGUGCCUUUGACCGCUACGCCACAAACGUCUCGUUCAGCCGCGGAGAUGUUCUGGAGGCAAAUUUCGCGCUACACGCCGACACUAACGGGCAAUUCUGCCUCCGCACGGAAUUGGUCGUCGCCGGAAAUUCGAUCGGAUCGAUUCUGGAAGUGCUAUACGACCCGGAGACACAAAAGGACCCCUGCCGCAGAAUGUCCCUCAUUUUCAUCUUCCCCACGGUGCAGGCGCUUAUUUUUGAUGACUCCGCGCCAGGGCCCCCCGCCGGAGCGGCUUCUCUGCAUUCCUCCCCGCAGGAGGCCUUCCCCCCCGAUACGGGUUCAUACGCUGAUUCCCACCCCAUCGGGAUCGGCGGGGCCCAGUCGGCUGAAAUCGACGCCGGCCACCUAUCCGCGUUCAUGGAUAAAAUACAGCUCUACCAGUCCAUACUUGUCGUCGACUUUCGCCUUCUCGGUUCGCUUAAGGACAUACUGCUGCAGCGCUGGAUGGACUGUGAGAUGAUCACAGGCAGGGAAGGGAGGGAAGGGGAGGUCCCGGGCUGGGUGGCCGUGCUCGCCUGCGAUACCUCCAAGCAGGCGUGGGUAAGAGUGAAAAAUCUGCUUGCCAUACGCCUCGCCUCCGUCAGGGUCGGCCGCGACAUCUCCAGGCUGGCGCCCCUGCCGGCGCUGCCCUGGCUAUCCACCUCUUCGUGUGUCUCACACUCGCCGAUCUCGCGCUUGAGCGCAGCGAUGCUGACGGAAAUCCUCCGCCGCUUCACUGAGCCUGCCGUGGAGUGGUGGUCGCACCCGCUCCUUCUCAUCGUCCUCACGCUGGUUGUCAAAAGGCUUACUCCCUGCAUGGCCGCCCCGCGCGACUGCCAGGACCCGGAGCUCUUGGCUGCCGUGGCGGACAGGCUCUACUCCGUCCCCCUGGCCGCCGCCUGCCCCCCCUGCGGGGGCGCCGACUGCCACGAGCGCUACCACAGGGGCGACCUGCUCUGCGCGGAGGCCACGCUAGAGGAUCUCAACCUGCAGCUGUUGCAGGCAAUCCCCUGCCACAUGCGCCGAAAGCUUACGGCAGCGCAUGCAGCCCACGAUGAGCUGGCCGCCCGCUUCCUCACCCAGGCUCUCUCCGCCACCUGCGGGGCCGGAGGGGGGGGCGGCAUGGCGGUCUGGCGCGACUUUACCGCGUACUGCAUGGAGUGGGGAGAGGAAGGGAGGCGAGGGGGCGAGGAGGGGCUCCCUGACUUCCCCCCUCCUCUCCCUGGCUUCCUCGAGCGCUGCUCCGCCGGCGCGCCGUCGCACUGCCUGCUGCCCUUCCUGCUGUCUCUGCCCGGGGGUCGCCGUGGACGGGCUGGGGAGCUCAUCUCGCGCAGGGUCUCUGCGCUGGACGAGCAAGAAUUGAGGGCCCUGCCGCCGGAACUGGUCCGCGUCCUAGCGGACGCGGACCAGCGAGUAGCGGAGAUUGGGUUUGGCGUGGAGGACAUUGGCGCCCUGCUGGUCGAGUCUAUCGCGGCUUCCGGUCUUGAAAUCACCGCCAACUUUAACCUCAAGAUCCCCCGGCACUUUGAGAGGUACCGCAUUGCCCGGGGGCUCCACGAUCUGGCCUCUGUCUGGGUGCGCAGCGCCCAGGGCUCCCCCCCGAGCCUGGAGCCCGCGAGCAGCUCUGUGACCAGUUUCAGAAGGCUAGCGCUUUACCUGGCCAUCUGUGCCGGCGCCCCCGGGGGGCCUUCUUUCGGCGAGGCGGUGGGGGAGUUUGCACUGCCCGGGUUCCUGAUGGACCUGGUGCUGGGCAAGGGCCGGAGCUGCCUCGCCGGGUACGCCUGGGUCGAGCCCCUGAAAAUGGCCGUGGACUUUUUCACCCAGAGCACUCUGAGCGUCAACUCGGACCCGGGGUCCGAAGGCGAGUCCACGCUCGUUGACGCGAGGCUCCUGCCCGCCGACAAUCGGCUGCUGUCCGAGCUCUGGGCAGGGGCCAGCGGGUCUGGGCGCCAAGUGGGCGUGGCGUCCGAGUACUUGCGGGCCAACCCUGGGCUGGUGGAGCUGGUCAAUCUGCGCGGGGGCGAAGGUACUGAAACGCCGAGUUGUACGACGGGCACUCCGAUUCGUGCGGACACGCCGAGUUUUACAGGCACGCUGAGUUAUACGGACAUGCCGAGUUGUACAGGCAUGCCGGUUUGUACGGACACGCCGAGUUGUGCGGGCACGCUGAGUUAUACGGAUACGCCGAUUUGUACGAACACGCCGAGUUGUGCGGGCACGCUGAGUUAUACAGACACGCCGAUUUCACGCGUGGCCGACUCUAUCCGCGUGUUGCGGGCGAUCAACGCCUGCGCCGCCACCGCCAUUCCGCUAGUCGCGCCCCUCUUUUCCAACCCGCAUGUCUACUACUACCCCUGGCGUGGGGGCGAGGGCGGGGGCGGCGCCCACGCGUAUGUGGCGAUGGUAAACCCCGCGCACGGGGUCGACCUCCUCUGCUACCUGCGCGGAAAGCGGUUUUUGCUCAAGCAGACCACCGACGAGCUCUGGUCUAAGGGUUUUUUUUGCGCCAAGGCGCAGAACUACGGCGCGCCCUUUACCUCCAAGCCCUACUUCUCAAUUCGGGUCGACCGGACGUUGGUGGACGGGACGCUGCGUAACUCCCUUCUCUCCCAAUCGGUUCCGCAAAUCCUCUCCUGCGACCCGAGCAUGCUGCUCUCUGAUGCCACGCAAAAACCCUUCAUGGUAGUGUUUAAGGGGGAGAGGUCUACCGACUUUGGCGGGCCCUUUCACGAGUUUUUGUCGUCGCUGGCCGCGGAGCUCUCGCUCCUCUCUUCGGACGCGGGGGAGGGGGCGCUGAUGGAGCAGUGUCCCAACCUGGCGAACGCCCAGGGCGGAUACCAGGACACUUUGCUGUUCAAGUACACUCCGCGUAGCGCCUCCGUGCCCAUCCGCGGGUCUGGCCUGCCCUGCGACGUCUUGGACGUCCCGGGGGGGCCGGUUAGCGCCCUGUCCUGCUGGUUUGGGUGCUGCGACCUGCCCUCUUGCAGAAGCCUAACUGUCCUCGACGGGUGUGGCGGGGCGGUCCAGGAGGCCCCCGCGUGCAGGUGCGGGGGGUCCGAGGCACGGAACGCGCCGUGCGGGAUUCCCCUUCCGGAGGAGCUGCGGGUCUACGAGGCGCUGGGCAGAAUAUGCGGCAUGUGCGCCAGCAUGGGUAUCCCGUUUGGAGUUUUUUUCAACCCUAUGGUUUGGAAGAAGCUGGUUUUUGACACCCUGCGGGGCGAGGAUAUUGCGCUUUUUGACGAGGCUACGCUGAGUCACAUUUCGAUGCUUUCGCAGGGGGAUCUGAGGGAUUUGCGGUUUGAGGUGGGAGAGUCCAGCUCUCCGAACGGACUGGCGGAUUUAUUGCCUGAUGGGCAUGAGAUACCUGUGACAUGCGAGAACGUUGGCGAUUACGUCGAUCUGCUUAAGCUGUACAAGAUUAAUCAGGGGAACAUCGGCCUGACUUGGUUUUCCAAGGGCUUUGCUGCUGUGUUGCCUUUGGGAUACAUUAGACUCAUGUUGGAGUCUGGGGUGGUGGAAUAUAUGGUUUGUGGGGAUCCGGAGAUAGAUUUGGACGUGCUCAAGGGACAUACCUGCUCCUCCAACAGUGGACUGCUCAAUGAAUUCUUCGGCAUCAUAUCGGAGUUCACUAACGACCAGCUCAAACUUUUAUUGAGGUUCGUGUCUGGCCGAUCGAGAUUGCCGCCGGCACAUUACACUGACUGGAAGUUUAGGAUAGAGUACGAGGCGGAUAUGCCGAAUGCAGACGCCAGGCUUCCGACUAGCGCAACUUGCAACUUUAGGCUACUGGUGCCGAGAUAUUCAAGCGCGGAAAUCUUCAGGGACCGGCUCCUCUACGCUGCUUCGAACUGUAUCGCAAUUGACCUGGACGUGUAG
Molecule: messenger RNA, 8508 nt
Organism: Babesia microti strain RI
Lineage: Eukaryota; Apicomplexa; Aconoidasida; Piroplasmida; Babesiidae
Product: HECT-domain (ubiquitin-transferase)
Exons: 2
Coding region: 1-8508 (2835 amino acids)
Cellular component (GO): cytoplasm
Molecular function (GO): ubiquitin-protein transferase activity
Source: RefSeq, a predicted model, not a curated record